UCCAUUUUAAAAAUAGUGGUGGUGAAGAUAUGUAUUUUGAUGCCAAUGGUGACCCACCAGCAAGAUACGAUAUCCACAACUUUGUCUUGUUUCCUGAUGGAACUUCUAGAUACGUUCAAGUGGGUAGCUUUGAGAGCAGAGCUGUUGGGCAACCAGAACUAAACAUCAGUGUAGAAGAAAUGUUCUGGAAUGAAAGAUUCAGAGAGGUACCAGACUCUGUCUGCACUGAAAGUUGUCGUCCUGGAUAUCAAAAGGUUUCACGGCAAGGACAACCCUUCUGUUGUUUUGACUGCAUAUCCUGUUCCAAGGGAGAAAUCACUAACCAAACAGAUGCUGUGAGUUGCCUGAAGUGUGCAGAGGAUUUCUGGUCCAAUGACAAACGAAAUAUGUGCAUCCCAAAAGUUUUUGACUACCUGUCCUAUGAAGAUCCUAUUGGAGCCACAUUAGCUUUUUGCUCUUUUAGCCUAGGUAUGCUGACAGUUUCCAUUCUCUGCAUUUUUAUUAAGUUCAAGGACACUCCCAUAGUCAAGGCUAAUAACUGUGAACUCAGUUACUUCCUGUUGUUGGCUCUUACACUCUGCUUCCUUUGUUCUUUGAUCUUCAUUGGUCGUCCCAUGAAACUGAACUGCAUGUUUCGUCAAGUAGUAUUUAGUCUGACAUUUUCCCUGUGUGUGUCUUGCAUUCUAGCCAAAACUGUCACUGUGGUGAUUGCCUUUAGUGCCACAAAGCCGGGCAGUAGGCUGAGAAGCUGGGUAGGACCAAGGGUAUCCAUUUCUGUUGUCAUCAUUGGGUCACUAGUUCAGGUGAUCAUAUGUUUCGUCUGGUUGUCUGUUUUGGCUCAAUUCUCAGAACUCAACAAGAGCUCAGAAGAUGGAAAGAUAAUCAUUGAGUGCAAUGAAGGGCCAGCAUUAGCCUUUUGGAGCAUGCUGGGAUACCUUGGCUUCCUAGCUGUUGUCUCAUUUGUGGUUGCCUUUAUAGCCAGGAACAUACCUGGUAGCUUUAAUGAGACCAAGUACAUUACCUUUAGCAUGCUUGUGUUUGUCAGUGUGUGGCUGUCAUUUAUACCUGCAUACCUGAGCACCAGAGGAAAGUACAUGGUGGCUGUGGAAAUUUUUGCCAUCUUAGCUUCUAGUGCUGGAAUGUUGGGCUGUAUAUUCUUACCCAAGUGCUACAUCAUAAUACUGAGACCAGAGCUAAAUACCAGAGGAUAUAUGGUAGGGAAAGGUGACACUAAACUAUAGCAAAUGAUGGUUGAUAUGUAACUUUUGAUUUUAAACUGCUUGUUAAUUGGCCCUAACCUUAAAACUACACUGGUGUAUAGAAAGAGUUCAAUGAAAGUUAAUUUUGAAAUUGCUCUGAAAAUACUGUCAUAAAGUCAUUCUGUGCAAAUGGGAAUACUGUGAUCCUGGGUAGUUUCUGAAAUAUAAUGUCUUAACCAGAAUGGAUGUUCUAGAUGAUGUCGUACCUAACCUGCUAAGUAAGAAGGACCAUGCUACUUGUACUACUAGUCAGAGCUGAAUGAAAAUGUUCCUGAUCAGCUACAUAUCUUCAUGGCAUUCAGAACACAAGUUUUAAUAACCAUGUAGCAAAAAGAACCUGUUAUCUGAAAGUGGCUUUUUACCACACGUAAUAAAAUAAACUU
Molecule: messenger RNA, 1642 nt
Organism: Protopterus annectens (West African lungfish)
Lineage: Eukaryota; Metazoa; Chordata; Ceratodontiformes; Protopteridae
Product: vomeronasal type-2 receptor 26-like
Exons: 3
Coding region: 30-1241 (403 amino acids)
Biological process (GO): G protein-coupled receptor signaling pathway
Cellular component (GO): membrane
Molecular function (GO): G protein-coupled receptor activity
Source: RefSeq, a predicted model, not a curated record